This is a messenger RNA of Trametes versicolor FP-101664 SS1, 3446 nucleotides long. RefSeq lists its product as uncharacterized. The transcript has 13 exons. The coding region runs from base 1 to 1917 and encodes 638 amino acids. The record is from RefSeq and is a predicted model, not a curated record. Gene Ontology annotation, molecular function: zinc ion binding. NCBI's taxonomy places the organism in Eukaryota, Fungi, Basidiomycota, Agaricomycetes, Polyporales, Polyporaceae.
AUGCCGCCAGGCAACACCGCGAGCCACGAAGAGGCCGAGCCGAAGGGUGAAUCCUCCGGCCAGGCGUUUUCGCUCGAGAACAUCCUCAGCGGAGACCACGAAAAUAUCGAGCACCCUACCGCACCCAAAGAGGCGCUGACGUCGGCCGGCGGAUGGGACGAAGAGACCGCGGGGCAGGAGACCGUCGCGCAUGGGUUCUGUGUAGAAUGCGAAGAUCAGCCUGCCCAGGUUUUCUGCGAGACGUGCUCGGAUAACUUCUGUGAAGUCUGCUUCCACGCCCAGCACCGGAAGGGUACUCGGAAACGACAUGCUACUCGUGCGCUCUCAGGACCUCAGGGGAAGAAGGCCAAGACGGAAGAGGCCAAGCCCACGAACGGAGAAGCCACGAAUGGAGACGAGAUGACUGUGGACGACGAAGAAUCCGACGAGGAACUAGAACGCGCCGCAGAUGAGGGUUCUUCCUCCGCCAAGAUCGACAUCGUCCUCUCUUCGCAGCCUACGCCCGGAUCAGCCGUCGGCGAAUGGUUCGUCGAGCGCUCGAAGUUCAUUCCCGUACGCCUCACGCUCGAGGAGCGCAAGUUCCUCCGCCUGCUCGAGGCCGCGCUCAGCGUAUCGGAGUAUACGGACAAGAUCGACACCAUUGGCUUCGGCCUUUCCAAGGCGAAGCGGAUCGUUCACCAGAUCCGUGAGCUAUGCGCGAUCCUGUCCGGGCUCGUCCUUUCCGCAGACUACAAGCAGGGGCAGGAGCUCUUCCAAGACCGCGACUUCGCGUCGAACGACAAUUUCUACCAGGGCAUAUUCGAGCUCGGCCGGCGGCAUAAGAUCAUGAACCCUGACAAGAUGCGCUCGACGUAUGGCAAGCUCAUCUACUUGUUGCAGGACAGCCAAACACCUGAAGUCAAGGACCUGCUUAGCUUCACGUGCGUCAAGCCCAUCAAGACGGUCUUCACCGUACUCGAGGAGCACGACGCGCUCGACCUGCUCCGGGACGACCUCGUCUCGAUUGCGACAAAGGAAAUUUACUCCGAGGGCCGCUCGCGGCGCGAGAUCCAGAAGGACAUCAAGAGCAAGGAGCGUGCGCUUGAGACGCUCGCGAGCAAGUACGCGCGCAAGGGCUUCAGCGAGGAGUCGGUGCGCCAGUGUCUGUACAGUAUCGGCGACAACCAUGCCUUCCUGCGCGCGAACCGUGAUCCGUGCGAGCGCAUGAUCACGCACUUGAAGCAGCACUUCCACCCGACGCAAGCGCCAGACGGCAAACGCAGUCUCGCGAUCAAGAGCGGGAAGGGUGGGGCGCGCCUCACGCACGACCACUCGAAGCAGUACGCAUAUGUGCUACAGAGCUUGACGCUAUGGCGGGAGAUUCUACAUGAUAUGUUCCACUUGUGGACCCUCGCGGAAGGCGAUCUACUCAACGAGAAUGUCCCGUACCGCCUGCGCGAUACCGGUCAGGGCCUGAACCGUGUCCAGGCUGCCCCCAAGACUUCGCGCAUGAUGCACGCUAUCCUGAAUCGUGCACAGCGUAGCAUCGGCUCCUGGGUUGGCUCCUCCGUCAUCCACAUGGGCGACCACAACGUCCCGAAUGCGCUCAUGUUCAUCGACAAGUACUCGCAAGUGUACCGCAUCCUCCUCCCCAUCUGCAACACACUCGACCAGAUCCCACGCAUCAUUGAGAACCCUGCGCUGCGUUCGUAUAUCGAAGAUGAGUGGGGCUCGCCCGAGGGUCUCGCACGCGAGAUCCUCGCCGACUUCUUCCGCCACGGUUUCGACGGCUCCGGCGCAGGCAACUACUUCGACGCAGGUUCGUGUAUCGACGGUCGGCUUACCAGCGCGUGGAAUUGGUGCUCCACGCUGGAGAAGAAGCGUUUCUUCCCAAUUUUCCUACUGUCAGGCUUUAUCGGUUUCGACGGAGAAUGGUAGAACGCCCCGGCUUCAACAUCAAUCGUACUGUUAGAUCGCUUUCGCGCGCACUGCUUUGAUACAUCAUCUGUGGAUACAACACGUCUAUUACAGCUCAUAACACGUAGAUGUUUUUGCACGCAUCGGCGCGCCCCAAGCAUACAGUCCCAUGCGCCCAGUGCAGGAAACCGUGAAAAGCCGCCAGAGCAGCUCCGGUGAUUUUGAUAACGUCUCCGAAAAAUGUAGCGGAAGCGCGCUCAUGCGGCGACAGCCUGCGCGGCUGCCGGGGUCUCCGCGCCUGCUGGGGUAGGGACAGCGGGGGUGACGUUUGUGGGUGCGUCUCCGCCCGCCUUCUUGCGGCUCGCCGAGACAACCUCGAGGACGCUCGCGAGGCCGGCCUUCCACGCCUGCAGCCGCUUCUCGAGCACCUCCCACUGCUCCCGCUCGAAUGCGCGCGCGGUCGCGCGGGUGACGUGCAGCGUUUGCGCCGUCUGCGAGAGCUUGCCAGAAAGGAGACCAGCGCGAAUGACAUCGAUGACCCAUGACUCAACCUGCGAAGGCUCAACCUGCAGCACGGAGGCGAUCACGGAGUACGGAACGUCGCGGCCCAUAUUCUGGAAGCCGAGGGUCGCGAGAGUGAGUAGGCGGAUCUUGCGCUCCAAUUGUGCACUGUCGAGUUCGUAUUUCGCAAUAGCGUCGGCGUGACUGUCGGCCCACGCCUUGUAUUGCGGGAGACCCUCGUUGAGGAAGAUCUGCAGCAGCGCGAAGAGCUCGUGCCCUUUUGCGGCGACUACAGCAUCGAGACGGAAGAGGGUAUCGAAGUCGAAGUAUGAAGGAAGGCGGAGCGCGGCGGCCACAGCAUCGAUUGCUGCUGCCUGGGCGACAGGGGAGGAAGGGGGAAGGGAGCGGACGUAGGAAAGUUGGUACUGGUACGAUGAUGUAGGGUUGCCGGCCUUCGUGAAUGCGUGUACGAUCAGCUUGAGGAACCCGCUCUUCUCCUCGGAGGAGAUCUCCCAUUCCGACAGCCACUUGUCGACCUCAAUUUGGGAGAUGCCGAGGAGCUCGAGCUCGUCGUUGGCGCUCGCAUAAUCGAGGAGAGUUUGGUAGACGGUCAGACGCAGGGGGGAGCGUCGGGAGAUGGAGUUGAAGAGGUUGGAAAGUAUCCGGAACUUUGUGGAGGUGUGAUCGGGGGCCGAGACGAUGGCCUUGAGCAGAGUAUCGAGGCGCGCACGGGUUUCGGGUGCGUCGAGAGCGUAAAGGGUGAGGAAAUGGGAGAAGAGGAGGUUGAAAAAGCCCUCGAUCUCCUUCUCCGUGCCCUCACCCAGUCCCUUCACCUGCUCAAUAACCGAGCCAAGCACACUCCGUCUCCUCUCCUCAUCCUCGUCAAUGGGCUUCUGACCCUCCGGGGUCGUCACGGCAUCCUUGAAAGGUUGCAAGAAGGCUUCCCGGGCAUCUUCAGAAAUAGAGCGGGCCAAGUAGUUUACGAGCUCGAGGAUCUGCUCCUCGAACGUGCCCUCAGCGAAGAUGGAUAUUGAGUCUGUUGCAGCCAU